ACUACUACUACUGCAAGCUUCACCAGGAAGUAAACGAGUUAACCUGCCCCUUGUUUCUGGUGUAUCAUUUAACUUGACUUAAAAUUGAGUGAGAUUUAUUGAAAGUUUACUUAAACAUGAAUCGUGCAUGUGGCUGACAUGUUUAAGCGAAGAUGAAGUGAGAUUAAUGGAGCUCGCACUGGAUUGUGGAUUUGGAUUAUCUGAUUUACUAACAGUCAGUGAAUUGGGUUAUGUCACGUGGUAACAUGUUUUCAUCCCAACUACUGAAGUUUGGGACGCUGUACAGCGUCGCAUUUGUUAUCCGUUUAUGUUUGGUUGGCUUUGGGAUUUAUCAAGACAAAACCAUGGUGGUUAAAUACACUGAUAUCGACUAUCAUGUGUUUAUAGACGCAUCCAGACUUGUAACGCAGGUGAGUUCCUCUGUAGGAGAAAUGACAGGGUGAGUCUCCAUACAACAGGUCCACCUACCGGUAUACACCACUCCUGGCGUGGAUGUUAUCACCUAGCAUCUACUUGACCUCUCACUUUGGGAAGCUGCUCUUUGUGAUUUGUGAUGUACUCUCUGGUGUCCUCUUAUACCACAUACUGACUCUUCGAGGUUUAUCCAGUGAUGCAGCCUGUCGUUUCUCAGCUCUCUGGCUUCUGAAUCCUUUACCGAUUGGUGUAUCAACGCGUGGGAAUGCUGAAGCACUGUUGGCUGUUCUGGUUCUGUCCACUCUCCUGUGUUUACAACUGAAGAGACAUUUUACAGCAGCAUGUCUCUAUGGUCUCUCUGUCCAUAUGAAAAUCUAUACAGUAAUAUAUGCCCUUCCCAUCGCCCUCUUUAUAUCAAAUCACAAGGAAUCGAAGAAAAAUUACAGAGGUGUUUUUAGGGUUAUCCAAAACCUUUUCAGUAAGGACCUGGCUCUAUUUGCUGUCGUUGCAGGAGCUGUGUUUCUUGGACUGACUUUGACUUUUUAUUGCAUGUAUGGCUGGGAUUUCCUCCAAGAAACCUACUUCUACCACUUAACAAGGCGGGACAUUCGUCAUAAUUUCUCCCCAUACUUCUACAUGUUUUACUUAACAGUGGAGAGUGAAUGGAGCUUUGCUCUGGGUCUAGUGACCUUUCUUCCCCAGGUUAUACUUUUGCUCUUUACCUCUCUGGCCUUCUAUGCUGACUUGCCUCUCUGCUGCUUCCUCAACACGGCCCUUUUUGUCAGCUUCAACAAAGUCUGCACCUCACAGUAUUUUCUGUGGUACCUGUGUUUACUGCCUCUGGUCCUGCCACACCUGAGACUCACAGUAAAGCAAGGGAUUGGGCUACUGCUGUUGUGGUUCACUGGCCAGGGCUUGUGGUUGGCACCUGCUUACUACUUGGAAUUUGAAGGACGCAACACAUUUGUGUUUAUAUGGUUUGCUGGCCUGCUGUUCCUCAUCAUCAACACAGUGAUAAUGGUCCAGAUCAUCAAUAAUUACGUACCAAAAAGAGCUGUUCAACAAAAAAAGAAAAUGAAAUAAAGGCUGGAAUGAAGAUGAA
Pangasianodon hypophthalmus (striped catfish) is the source of this 1516-nucleotide messenger RNA. It is a transcript of the gene pigm, whose product is annotated as phosphatidylinositol glycan anchor biosynthesis, class M. The coding region runs from base 493 to 1497 and encodes 334 amino acids. The transcript has 5 exons. Gene Ontology annotation, molecular function: GPI mannosyltransferase activity; alpha-1,4-mannosyltransferase activity. Lineage: Eukaryota; Metazoa; Chordata; Actinopteri; Siluriformes; Pangasiidae. The record is from RefSeq and is a predicted model, not a curated record. Gene Ontology annotation, biological process: GPI anchor biosynthetic process. Gene Ontology annotation, cellular component: membrane; glycosylphosphatidylinositol-mannosyltransferase I complex.